AUGUACGCAAACCUUGUCUGCUCGCCUGCGCUGGGUCAGACCACAGUGGUGGCUCCAGGCACGCAACGCGUACGGUUCACCGCACUAAUCGAAACCGAAUCGGACAAAGCUUGGGAGGUGGCACUUUGGCACAACCAUGGCCAUCCUGACACCUGGGAAAAGCUGAUGCUCAGCGAAGAUGAGCCACAAGCUCAGCUCUUCGUCGACCAUGGAGAUGCCAACAACUGUCGAAGGCGAUGGUUCUCGGGAGAAUUGACCGGACCACCCCGUGGACGAUCCCAUGCCUCAUUCACAAUCACUUUCAGAGCCGGGAAAGACGAGCCGUGGAAAUGGGCGAACGAACAAUUUUCCUUUUCGGAUGGACAUCUUAUCUACCAGGCCGACAUCCCUCAAGCUGGAUUGUCGCAAUACAUCAGCAACAUUAGCUCCGACCUUGUUGUUGACGAGCAGGCCGCCCAGACGCCCAACACGCUUCUUUGGACGGUGUCUGGAAAAGUCGGCCCAGCGUCCGGCAGUACAUCUGGUUGGGCUCACCACACUCUGGGCAAACCUGUUGAAUGUCAUAAGUGGUUUGCUCUUGUCCGACUUUGGAGCCCUUGGUUGGCUCCGCGACAUGGCAAGGGGGAUUUCGCUCCUGAUAAAGAAGCAGUCCUUGCUUCUUUUCUGCGAAACGACGGCCAGCACGUCGUGAUACUCGCUGUCAGUGUCAGCGAUGUGCUUACUGAGCUUGUUCAUCAAGAUGGCCACGUCCAGAUCAGAGGACGAAACGAUGGUGAAGAACAAGAUGCAACUGCUAUCGUUGCAGUCUCCAGCUCUUUCGAGAUUGCCAAUGCCGCCACCAUGUACCAUGCUCGACGACUUGUUAUGAAGUACGGGAGUCCUGACGGCACCUCCGGCAACUCUGGCAGCACAAUCGAGGCUGAAAUGAAAGAAGUUGAAGGGAAUAAGUUAAAAGCUCAAUGGCUGGAAGAGUGGUAUGAUGGUCUUGCAUACUGUACCUGGAACGGACUGGGUCAGCACCUAACGGAAGCCGCAAUCUUCAAUGCCUUGGAUCAACUGGAGAGCAACGAUAUCAACGUGACGAACCUGAUAAUCGAUGACAACUGGCAGUCCCUGGAUCACGAAGGCGAAGACCAGUUCAAACGCGGAUGGAAGGAAUUCGAAGCGAACAAGGCUGGAUUUCCCAAUGGGCUGGCACAUACAGCUAGAACUAUUCGCGAAAGGCACAAGAACAUUUCACACAUUGCUGUGUGGCACGCCAUCCUUGGCUACUGGGGCGGAAUAUCCCCAGAUGGGAAGAUCGCUGAUGAGUAUCAGACUGCCGAGGUUCAAAAGAAGCCUGGAGUGUCUGCAGGGAAAAUGCUGGUAGUUGAUGAACAAGAUGUUCAUCGUCUCUACCAGGACUUCUACUCUUUCCUCGAAUCGGCUGGAAUCGACUCCGUGAAGACGGAUGCCCAGUUCUUUCUCGACGAGUUAGAUACGGCGCCUGAAAGAAGACGCUUGAUUAAAACUUAUCAGGAUGCCUGGAGCAUAAACAUCCUUCGCCACUUCUCUGCAAAAGCUAUUUCCUGCAUGUCUCAGGUUCCUCAGAUUCUUUUCCAUUCUCAGAUGCCUACGAACAAGCCUCGUUUGAUGGUCCGAAAUUCGGAUGAUUUUUUCCCAGAGGUUCCGGCAUCCCACCCAUGGCAUAUUUUCUGCAAUGCAUAUAACGCCCUUUUCACUCAGCAUUUGAACGUCCUGCCCGACUGGGAUAUGUUUCAAACGUCGCAUCCCUGGGCUACUUUCCACGGAGCAGCCCGUUGCGUCUCCGGUGGACCCAUAUACAUCACUGACGUGCCUGGCCAGCACGACGUGGAUCUUAUCCGCCAGAUGACAGCUAACACGCCACGUGGAGACACCGUAAUCCUUCGGCCUGAUGUAAUUGGGAAGACAAUCGACGCCUACGCGGGUUACGAUGAGCACCAGCUGCUGAAAAUUGGAACCUAUGUGGGCAGAGCACAAACCGGCACCGGUAUCUUAGGUGUUUUCAACACCACCCAGCGACGCUUGACAGAGCUCCUAACGCUCGACCAGUUCCCUGGGACUGAAUUUGGAACCUACGUGGUACGCUCCCACAGAACUGGCCAAACAUCUUCUCCAUUCAGCCGCCAGUCUACAGCAUUUGUGCAUGUUGACAUUGCGGUGCAAAGUUGGGAAAUCCUUUCCGCAGUACCAGUCGGCUCCUAUGAGCUUCCAAGGCUUUCUGGUCAUGGCUCUGGUAGUCCCAAAGUCGACGUUGCUGUUCUCGGUCUGCUUGGCAAGAUGACCGGAUCGGCGGCCAUUGUGAAUACCGAUUCUUACGUUGAGCGGGAAGGGGGUCGGCACUUGCGUGUUUGGACUUCGCUCAAGGCUCUUGGCACCUACGGUCUUUGGAUCUCGGACCUUGAGAACAGGAACUUGGAGACUGACUUUCUGGCGCUACUGUUCGGACAACCAAUCUCGCUGGGUUGUGUUGCGAAGAAUGAGAAUGUCCUCGAGAUCGACCUUGCAAGAGCCUGGAAAGAGAAUGAUCAAAAAGCCGGCUGGAGCAAUGAAGUGGCUAUUGAAGUCAUUAUUCGCUAA
Aplosporella prunicola CBS 121167 is the source of this 2601-nucleotide messenger RNA. Its product is annotated as glycoside hydrolase family 36 protein. The transcript has 2 exons. Lineage: Eukaryota; Fungi; Ascomycota; Dothideomycetes; Botryosphaeriales; Aplosporellaceae. The coding region runs from base 1 to 2601 and encodes 866 amino acids. The record is from RefSeq and is a predicted model, not a curated record.